AUGCCGGUACAAACCAGUCCACCGUCCUUCCCGGACUCGUUCCCGUCGUUCAUGUCCGUUUAUGGUGGUCUGCCGCAGCGAUAUAAAGAGGAAGAGAACGUGAUCCAUCCUCUUCAGGUUCCGACCCAUAUUCCUGUGAAUACUACAUCAGCUCGGCGCUUGCUACCAUCUCCCAACCCCCAUCGCGAGAGCAUCUCGUCGAUGACCUCGACCUCCACAGAAUCCUCUCCUACCACGACGAUUUCGCCCUUUGACUCACCUUCUGGAGGGGAUAUUUCCCCCAGCUCUUCGCCGGAAUCUCCUUCCGCCAUGCCCCUUUCCUACCCUAAAUUCACACCUCCCGUACGCCCUCUAGAUGUGGCGCCGAGGUCCAUGAUGUCGGCCGACAGCACCCGACUUUUGAGCUCGCCGAACAUGGCCCGUUCCGAUUCCAGCGGGAAACGCGCGCGCAACUUGAAGAACCUGAGUUUGCGUGUGCCCCAACCAUCGCAAUCAAGACCGCCAAUUGCAACUGCCUCGGUAAUGGAGUCAACUUCCAAUACCCACCUUUCUGCGCCACCAUCUCCCAUCCCAAUGGCCCCUAAGACCGGCCGUCGACGCCCCGCCAACCUCACUAUCCAAACACCCGCUUUCGACAAGUCCUUCUCAGAAAAGGGUGCUGAUCUUGUCCCGCCAACUCCGCUCGGGCACCAGUCAUUGCGACAUGCUGAAUCCUCGCCAUCUCUCGCCUCGAUCACAUCCCCUUCCUUUGCUCCACGUGGUGGCAUGCAACUUCCACGCCCAAUAUCGCACCAUGGGUUACGCCCGCUUUCGGGCACUUCUUUCGAGGACACGAUCACUCCUAUGACAUCCCUGCAGGAGGACAGCUCUUCUUUCUCAAGCCGAGUUCUUCAUGGCUUGAAAGAGGAGGAUGAUCAUCCAGACUCUCGAGAGUCAACCCGCAAAACGUCGCGUGGUUACCCGAAUGGACCCGUUCGGAUAUACGAUUCUGGAGUGUUUUUGUACCUCGAGCCUACUGCCGAAGAAGCUGCCAAGUUUGAUGUGGUGAUCAACGUUGCCAAAGAAGUCGCCAACCCAUUCGACAACCAGAAGGGGACAGAGCGUAAUAACACUGUAAUGAGCACCUGGCGCAAUGCAUCCAGAGCUUCGAAGCGAUUUUCCAACGGUGAUCCUCAAACUGCCAUCUCUGAAAUUUCUUUUAAAUCCGCCUUUGAGUUCCAGCCUUCCGACUCUGAAUCGGCCACUCCGACUCCGACAACACCAACGCAAACCUCCAUGUCUACAACACCGGAAUAUCUGCAUGUUAGCUGGGACCACAAUUCGGAAAUUCUCGAUGAUUUGCUGCCACUUUGUGAACUCAUCGACGACCGUAUUGACGAGGGCAAGAAGGUUCUUGUUCAUUGCCAGCUUGGAGCCAGUCGCUCUGCGUCGCUGGUGAUCGCCUACGGCCUUUACAAAAACCGACACAUGGACUUCAAUUCGAUGUAUGAGCAGGUCAAGGCGCGCAGUGAAUGGGUCGGUCCCAACAUGAGCCUCAUCUACCAGCUGACGGACUUCCGCUCGCGGCUGCUACGAGGAGCCUCAUCGAAACCCGCUCCUCGGGAAUGGUUUGUCUCGACCGGCCGCAGAUGCUCUGAACCCCAGGUGACAAGAGCCGAACGAGAAGAAGCUAUGGAGCGUGCUAAAUCGCCUUUCCGUGGCCUUGCGCAAGCGCCUUCAAUGGGCUACUUGACCCUGCCAUCCACGAGUCCGGUUCGACCGAAGACCAGCGAUAACGGGAACAAAUCGCCCAAACGCAGCCUCUCCCUCGGCCACUACCAUUUCGCCAAAAGUUCCAGUCAAUCGAACCUGCAUCGGGUCGCCCGCGAGGCUUGCCACGCAGUGUUAGCAGCUGCGAUCCUCUCGUUCAGACUCAUGUCUUCAACCUCGGGGUUCAUGGUUCCCCCUGUGCCGUCCAUUCCACCGCAACAUCUGAGAAUCGAUCGUUCUGCUGCAGCUUCUCCUCCGCCUGUUGCACCUUCGUCCAACCCCGCCCAGUAUGCCAACAAAACGGCAGACCCUCGUUCUCCUCCAACAGGAGGUGAGCUUCUUAUCAUGAGGAGCAUCGACGAGUUCCUUUAA
Penicillium waksmanii is the source of this 2121-nucleotide messenger RNA. RefSeq names its product putative protein-tyrosine phosphatase (gene dspD). Gene Ontology annotation, cellular component: cytoplasm; nucleus; cytosol. The transcript has 2 exons. Gene Ontology annotation, biological process: protein dephosphorylation; negative regulation of MAPK cascade. Gene Ontology annotation, molecular function: protein tyrosine/threonine phosphatase activity; MAP kinase tyrosine/serine/threonine phosphatase activity. The record is from RefSeq and is a predicted model, not a curated record. Bases 1 to 2121 code for a protein of 706 amino acids. NCBI's taxonomy places the organism in Eukaryota, Fungi, Ascomycota, Eurotiomycetes, Eurotiales, Aspergillaceae.